Messenger RNA from Clupea harengus (Atlantic herring), 3252 nucleotides. It is a transcript of the gene xkrx, whose product is annotated as XK related X-linked. The record is from RefSeq and is a predicted model, not a curated record. Gene Ontology annotation, cellular component: membrane. Lineage: Eukaryota; Metazoa; Chordata; Actinopteri; Clupeiformes; Clupeidae.
UUCUCUGACAGCUGUGCGGUGUAGCCACCGCGAGUUUAACUCACAGGGCGCUAGGACCCAAUGGAUACAGGACAAGAGCUCUUUUUGACUUGUCAGUGCAUGCGGCGUGUGGAAUCGGGACACACCUGAUCUUUAAGUUUGCCUUUCAUUUUGCACUUUGAAGAGUUUCUUCUUGGACUCACGGAUACAUUUGUGGAUCUGAGAUUCUUUGGCUCACAAGUGGUUUCGUUUUUAGUCAUGACAGGCAUGGAACGGACGGCUUGCGGUUGUAAUCUUCCAUUAGGCUACAUGCGAACAAAUUAACGCUGCAACUUUUCUGGCAUUUUGUGAAAGACCGAUGGUGCUUAUGUAGGCUUCUUCAUGAUUCUGUUUACAUGCAUGAUUAACCACAACCGAUGCGGUAGGGAGUGCCUCCAUUUGAUCGUUCAGGUGACGUCAUCUUAAAAUAAGCGAAUGAACAAUGCCGUCUUUUCUUUUGACGCCACGUCAAAUAAUUGUCCCGGUGACAAUGUGAGCUACUAUGUAUCAAGCAAACAGUUGCGCCACUGGAUCGAUCUGGAUUUCUAAUACUUCUCUUAGUUACUUGUUUAAAAAAAACACGGCCUGCAACAAACUUUCUCGGCACAGAGCCCGCAUACGCUUCUCUGUGUAUUCAUUCAACCGAUAAAGUGCAAUCUUCUUGUGUGUUUUCUAAACAUGACAUCAAAACGAUGAAACCUGUUGAAUGAAGUCGUCGGUUUUUCGGUCAGUCAGCCACAUUUUUGGAGUGCCGUACUGUAAUGGAGAGGAGAGAAGAAGCCGAAAAUGAAAUCGUGGAGGUCCAGCCGCAGCAGCACCCCCAUUCGGCCCCCAAGACCGAAAACGGGGACGUCGUCCUGGUUAUCAAUCACAGCCACGUCCACCCACCCCUCAGCGUGGUACUUGCCACUGUGCUUUACUUUGCCGAGGUAGUUUGUGCGUCUAUACUUAGUAAACGGUACCAUGACAGCGACGACACUAUUUGGAUGGGCUUGACCAUCACCUUCAUGCUGGUGCCGGCGGUGCUGAUUCAGAUGACGCUGACGUUCAUUCACAGGGACUUGGACAUGGACAGGCCUCUGGUGCUGUUUAUGCACCUGCUGAUGUUGGGACCACUGAUAAGGUGCAUCGAGGCGCUGGUGACGUACUUCCGGGCGGGGAAGCAGGAGGAGCCGUACGUGACCAUCAGCCGCAAGAUGAAGCUGAAGAAGGACAAGGGCCUGCCCAUGGAGUGGGAGAUCGGCCACUCGGAGCGCAAGCUGGCUGUCCACCGCAACGCCUUCAAGCGCACGGCCAUCAUCCAGGCCUUCCUGGGCUCCACGCCACAGCUCACCCUGCAGCUGUACGCCGCCAUCCAGGAGAAAUACAUCUUCCCCCAUUCCAGAUUGGCGCUGAUGAUCAUCACGCUCAUCUCCAUCACCUACGGUGCCCUGGUGUGCAGCGUGCUAGCCAUCAACAUCAAGUACGACGAAUACAAGGUGCACGUGCGGCCCGUGGCCUACCUGGUCAUGAUUCUGUGGCGUGGGCUGGAGAUCGCCACGCGGGUUGUCUCUCUGGUGCUCUUCAGCACGGCGCUCAACCACUGGAUCAUCCCCGUUGGCCUGGCCAACCUGCUCUUCUUCUUCUUCCUGCCCUGGGUGGAGUUCUGGGCGCGCAAGGGCUCACUGCCCGAGAACGUGGAGAAGAACAUGAGCAAGCUGGGCACUGUGGUGGUGCUGAGCAUGGUGACGCUGCUGUACGCGUGCAUCAACGUCUUCUGCUGGUCGGCCGUGCAGCUCAACCUGGCCGACCACGACCUGAUCGAGAAGCGGCCGCGGUGGAACCGCGUGGCGCUCUACUACUCGGCACGCUUCGCCGAGAACGUGCUGCUGACCGUGCUCUGGUACCUGUUCAAGUCGGACUUCUACGAGUAUGUGUGCGCGCCGCUGCUGGUGGUGCAGCUGGUGGUGUGCUACGGCCUGGCCGUCUUCUUCAUGCUCCUCUUUUACCAGUUCUGCCACCCGUGCCGCCGUAUCUUCCACCGCAAUGUGGAGGACUACUUGCGCUGCAUCUGCUGCCACCGCCAACCCAAGACGGAGGACAAAGCAGAAGAGCAGGACAAAGCAGAACAGCAGGAACCCUUACCAGAAUCUUCUCAGGAACAUCCGCCAGAGUUGGCGGUACUGCUGUCACCAGAUGAGGCACCCGCACCUAACUCCCACACUGAUCAGCAGGGGGAACGUGAAACAGACAUAGUCGAUGACCAUUUAGACACAGCUGAUCAUAACUCUGUGGUGGUAUGCUCUUGAAUGAGGCCAGGGGCUUCUUGCAGCCUGAAACCGUGUGAGGCCACAACAGAGAGCCUUGUAUACUAAGAACAAUCACCACUGACGCCGAGAGCAUUUGGUGGUGAUGGUACAGUGCUGCCACCUGCUGGAGUCUUAGAAGGAUAGCAGGGGAUGACCUCGGGAUGUGAGAGCAGGGGAUGAAGCCACACUAUGGAAUUAUCUUUCUGUUGGUUGAUGUUAUGUUAGUACACUUUACUGAGGUGAUCUGUUUUUAAAUGUUUAACAUAGCUUGCUUCUAGUCCAGUAACGGACCACAGGAAAUCCAGGAAUGUUUCAGAACUGAAGAUGCACAAAGGUGCCUUUCACGAAGGGUGCUUGGUGUCAGGCUCUCCAGUCCAGGUGUGUGGGAACAGAGCCAAGUCUGGACUGUUCUGGAGGGAAUAACCUGAUAAUCUGGGGCAUCCCCCUUGAACUACUCCUGCCCACACUAAUACAAGAAGACAAGCCAAAUCCUCAGAGGAAGGCCUCUGCACUCUAUCUUUGAAAGCACUUUGAAGUUGAGAUUUAACAUGCCAUUGGAGAGGUGCUACAAAAAGACUGUAUCCUCAGUUCAACACUGUCAGUUUGAAGUUUGUUGUGUGCCUAAGACUAAAUUUGAGAGGGGAAAAAAGCAUAUUUCAAACGCAUGUGCUCCACAUUUGGUAGCAAUUGAUAUUAUGUAAUCAGUGGUCUGAACCUGUCUAAAUAUGCAACUGUUGUGAUUUUUUUUAAUAAAUAUAUGUAUAAAGGCUAUAUUUGUGACAAUAACAUUGUGUUGCUGUUGAUCCAAGUGAUUGGUAUUUUAUGUAAAUAUUUGUAAUGAUUCAGACUGAGUUGAUUUUUAUUUUGAAAGUGCCUUGAAACUUUAUUAACAUGUGUCUUUAUGAAUGAAUGAAAAUAAACAGAUAAAUAAACAAUCAAAAUAAAA